AUCUUGCUGCUGUUCGUCGACUUUUCAGGUCAUUGGGCCGAGGAAGCCGUCGCGUAUGCAAAGGAAAUCAAUGUCAUGGUGCUGGACAUACCACCAAAUUCGACCUCCGUCUGCCAACUCGCAAACGCCACUUGGAAUCGGCCGCCCAAAGCUCAGUUAAGAAACUUGUGGAUUGGCAGUCUACGGGGGCAGCUUAAUGCCCGCAACUCAGAAGUCCUGUUUAAACUUCAAGCACCCCAGCACCCCGUCCUGUGUAAGAGGAUCCAUGACGGGUAG
This is a messenger RNA of Phytophthora sojae, 276 nucleotides long. RefSeq lists its product as hypothetical. The record is from RefSeq and is a predicted model, not a curated record. The transcript has a single exon. The annotation marks the transcript as partial. NCBI's taxonomy places the organism in Eukaryota, Oomycota, Peronosporomycetes, Peronosporales, Peronosporaceae.